AUGAAGGACUCGCGCGCGAGCAAGAGGAGAAGGGUGUCGAAUGUACAGGCCGUGGAUGAAGAUGGAGAUGUGGAAAUGCGCGAUGAUACUAUCAAUGCUCCGACAGGCCAGUCGCAACCUACGCCAGAUAAGAAUUCCAAGGCAGUGACCGAAGCGGAGGAGGCGCACCCGGUUGACGAGCAACCAAGAUCACCGCCAGUUUCUGCGCGAUCGAAACGCCGACGAUCCUCCCAAGGUGCUCCAGCGGUGGAGGAUGACAACGCCCACAACAACAAAGCUGAAGAGACGGUUGCAACAGAGACCCCGUCGCGAGCUGGAGUACGGUCAAGUGGUCGGCAGCGAAAAGUGCCCAAACGUUAUGGAGACGAGAUCGUGGAGACGCCAUCGGGCAAGGGCGCGGCGGCGUCGACGCCGAGGCAGAAUGGAUCCACAACUAAGAGUGCCCGGAGAGCGAAAUACGUGUCGGCGUCAGAAGAUGACG
This is a messenger RNA of Aspergillus fijiensis CBS 313.89, 481 nucleotides long. RefSeq names its product origin recognition complex subunit 4. The transcript has a single exon. Lineage: Eukaryota; Fungi; Ascomycota; Eurotiomycetes; Eurotiales; Aspergillaceae. The annotation marks the transcript as partial. The record is from RefSeq and is a predicted model, not a curated record.